UGUGUGCUCCAAAGUUGAUUUAAAAAUAUUUUGCUUCUCUUCUCUUUUUAUCUUCACACCAAAUUUUUUUACAAAGCUUUCUUAUUUUCUUUAACAAUAUUUUAUAAUGCAAACGGCGGCUGCACACGCGAACAUGUACCGGCCGGCCAGCUUUGGCAUGCAGGCUGGCGACUGGGUCUACCGAGGCGAGGGCAACGCAAACAUAUUGUUCGCUUACGCUGGCGAGGGUUCAGAGCUGCGCGGCCAGCUUCUUCGCCUGACCAAACGAGAUGUUCCACAAAAUACGGAUAUCAAUGCUGACGACAGCGACACUGACGAUAGUUCUUUGAAUAAGGAGCAAGAACAGUUGUCGCUGCAGGUACACAAUAACGUAGUGUUCACAAAGGAGGUCAUCGGGCCCCUCAUUGGGGUUGACUACAUUUUGCAGCACCAGUUGGUACACUUGUCUAGCAAUUUUAUCGAGCAGCUUAGCUUGGCGGCCGAGCCCCUACGCCCAAGCUCGCGCACACACAAGCAGAUUGAUCUAAGGCAGAGGGUCGGUGCGCUUGUACGGGACAUGAUCAAUGUUCUUGGAUUCACGCCAAAGCAACCAGGCGAACACACUAUUGCCAUCGAAAUUAAGCCCAAGUGGGGGUUCGUGCCGUCCUCCAAGUAUAUCUCGCAGGCAAACUCUGUCAAGCACCGCGUGUGCCGCCAUUGCAUGCACCAGUACUUGAAGCAUGACAAGGACAGCAUGAGCGAGUACUGCCCGAUUGAUCUGUUUUCGACCAACUGCACUCAAGUCAAGCACGCGGUGGACUGCCUCUUUGACGUUUCAAACGACAGGCUGCGCGUGUUUGUUGACGGAACGCACAUUCCCGCUGACGAGAACGGUGGCAUCGAUGUGGCAAAACAGACCAUUGCCAAUAUCAUCCUGGCCGAGAAGCUGCUUCCAAGACUUGGCAGCGUGCAGAAUCGGUACAAGCGUGCCCUGGAGGCAGGCGUGUUGACUGAAAAGGAGCCAAGCAUCGACGAUUGGCUGGAAGCUGUGGCCCGGUUCAGACAGCGCGAAGAGCAGGGUGGCUCAAACGUAAAUUCACCAGAUGUUGAUGACAAGCAGGCAGCCUUGGAAUUCAUGAUUUCGGUCACGCUCAAGGACGUAUCAGUGCUGAUCAGAAUCGAGUCGUGGCCAUCGGCCUCGAAAUCGGAAUCAGAAUCAGCGGAAGGCGACAGCAGCAACACAAAGUUGCCGGAAUACCACAUAGCAGUCAUUGACGCCGACGCCAAGAAGCUGGCCAAGGUGCCAAAGUACCUCAAAAAUGACCAAGAGAUUGUGGAUCGGUACCUCGAAAUCAACCCCAAUGUUGCCCAGCAAAAGGCAUGUUGUGAGCAACAAGGCGAGAAGGAUAUUUAAACAUUUUCAUGAAU
This is a messenger RNA of Kickxella alabastrina, 1407 nucleotides long. Its product is annotated as inositol-pentakisphosphate 2-kinase. Lineage: Eukaryota; Fungi; Kickxellomycota; Kickxellomycetes; Kickxellales; Kickxellaceae. Gene Ontology annotation, cellular component: nucleus. Gene Ontology annotation, biological process: inositol phosphate biosynthetic process. The transcript has 3 exons. Gene Ontology annotation, molecular function: inositol-1,3,4,5,6-pentakisphosphate 2-kinase activity; ATP binding. The record is from RefSeq and is a predicted model, not a curated record. The coding region runs from base 107 to 1393 and encodes 428 amino acids.